This is a messenger RNA of Pelagomonas calceolata, 2036 nucleotides long. Lineage: Eukaryota; Pelagophyceae; Pelagomonadales; Pelagomonadaceae. The record is from the annotation of a GenBank genome assembly.
GGCCGCCGCCGCCGCCGCGACGCGCGCGCUGGGGGCGCCUUUGAAAAUCGUCGCGGCCGCGGCCGCGGGCCGCCUCGUCGUCGGCCCCGCGUUUGCCUGGCUCGCGCUCGCCGCCGUCGACGUCGCCUCCAACAAGGAGCUCGUGGCGGCGUGGCCCGCGGUCGCAGCCGGCGGCGCCGCGCUCUUCUCUUCCAAUAAAGCGGGCCCCCUCGCGGCGCUCGCGGCGCUCGCGCCGCUGCCGUGGGCCCUCGCGCGGCCCGAGGCGCGAAUGACCGAAGACGCCUUCGUGGUGUCUAAAUCUACUCGACGCGCCGCCGCGGUCGCCGUCAGUGUCCACGCGAUUGGAAGUUGCUGGGCGCGCUAUCAGGCGUCCGACGCGGCGCUGACGUUUGUGACAGUAAUGCUCCAGGCCGCGUGGGCCCUCGCGCGGCGCCGGGCGCUCGACGACGGCGCGAGUGCCAAGGCGACGGGCCUGCUUUUGUGUUUGGGCGCGGGCGACGCCUGCGCCGCGCUCCUCGGAGACUUCGCGCGGGGACCGGCGCUCGGUCUCAUAAUGGCGCUGCUCGCGGCGCCCGGCGUGCUGCUCUCGUCAACGCCGGAAGCCGUCUUCGACGACCGUCGAGCCCACAAGAGCAUGGCCGGCGCCCUGGCUUCCCUAGGGCUCGCGGCGGUCGCCCUCGUGGUCCUGACAAGACUCCCGGCGGAGGGCACGGCGCUCUUCGAGUCCGCAUCAAUAGCAGCCUGGGCCCUCUCGGCGCGCGUCGCGGCGUGCUGGCUGCCCCCGGACCAAAUCCUGCCAAGGAAGGCGUGCGAGAGCCUCGUCGCGGGCGCGGCCGCGGGCGCAUUGUACCUGGCCCACGCCGACGCGACGCUGCUGGCGACAAUUAGAUUAGUGUGCCUCGCCGGCGCCCUGAACAGCGCGGGGCGCGCGCACGUCGCCGGCGCGUUGCUCGCGGCGGCGGUCGAGGCUCCCAAAAUCUUCGCGACGGCGUUCCUCGCGGCGAGCCUGGCUUUGUUAGGUGCUGCGGUCGAGAGCUGUGUGGAAAUCAACCAGUGAGUUAGGUUAUCGAGCGGUCACGGCGAUGAUGUCGCGUCGAUGGCCUGGAAACUUCACGCCUCGAGGGGCGCCAAAAUUUGAUUUCACACAGGUAAAGCCGCCGCGCCGCGACGCGUCGCGCUUCGAGGACCGCGUGGCCGCGCGGCCGGACCGCGCCGUCGUCCUCGCGGUUCGUGGCCUGUGUGGAAAUCAAAUUUACGGUCCACCUCCACGCCAUCGACGCGACACGUGCUCGAUGGCGUGGCGAUGCCGGUUUCUCAACACUCGACACACAGGCGGCGGGCGCGCUCGCCGCGACGGUCCUCACGCACUACUCGGCCGCGGCGCUGCCCCUCUUCGCCGCGGCCGCGGCCUACGCGGCGCGGCGCCUCCGCGCGCAGCACGCGUCGAGCCUCGGCGACGCCUUCGCGCGCCAGGACGGCCGGGCCGGCGCCGGCGCGGAUGCCGCCGCGUUCGCGAGCUACGCCGCCGCGGCCGCGCACGCGUCUUCAUUGAGACGCCACCGGGCCGCGGCGGGCUGGGGCGUCGUAUUGUGCGCCGCGCCCGUGCUGUUGUUUUUGAGGGUGCCCCGGAAGGAGGGGAGGCGGCUGCCCUCGCUUAUUUCGUCGGGGUCCUACGAGCGGCGCCACGUGACGGCCGCCGUCAAUUUCGUGCGGGGCGCGGCCUGGGUCCUCGCUCCUACAUUGUGGCUCGCGCUCACGGCGCUCGGCCGCGGCGCCGCGCUCGUGCCCUUGGUCCUCGCGCUCGCCGGGCCGGGCGCCGUCGCCGCGGCCGCGACGCGCGCGCGCCACGUCGUGAGCGCGGCGCUCGUUAGUUGGCCGCUGACGCUGGCGCCCUUCUUUUUGAGAGGGGCGACGGGCGACGGCCUGCUCCUGGGCGCGCUCGGCUGCGUCGGGAGCGCGGGCGUGGCGUUGUUCUACGAGGAGCCGCGGGGCGGCUGGGAGGACUGAGUUUAUUUGUGUUUUGGACUAAUACAACA